This is a messenger RNA of Salvia miltiorrhiza (redroot sage), 1635 nucleotides long. Its product is annotated as dihydroorotase, mitochondrial-like. Gene Ontology annotation, biological process: 'de novo' pyrimidine nucleobase biosynthetic process; pyrimidine nucleotide biosynthetic process. Gene Ontology annotation, cellular component: chloroplast; cytoplasm. NCBI's taxonomy places the organism in Eukaryota, Viridiplantae, Streptophyta, Magnoliopsida, Lamiales, Lamiaceae. Gene Ontology annotation, molecular function: dihydroorotase activity. The record is from RefSeq and is a predicted model, not a curated record. The transcript has 10 exons. The coding region runs from base 253 to 1422 and encodes 389 amino acids.
GCCUCUCUUCUUCUCUUCCAACUUCCCUUUUUUCUACUCCUUACAAAUUUGAAUUCGAACAAUUAUCUCUCACUCUGAGCGAGUAAUGCCUGAGAUUGCUCCUGAAUCAUGGAGGAGUUGAGUGAAGUUCCUCUGCAACUACAAGCCGGCAGCUCUCCUUUCCCUUCUCUUUGGCCGAGCAUCAAUUCAACUUGUUCCUUCUGAAAUUGAUAGUAGAAAAAGGGCAUUUAGAGCUGUUGUCUAGUUUGUAGGAUGUUGAAGACAUCCCUGGGUCCUUACAGAGGAAGUGCUCUUGCUGUGCCUUCAGAGUUCUCUGUCAAGUUGUCAUCUGCACUUGUGAGAGCUAGAAGACCAAUCCAUCUAAAAACAUUUGGGAUAAAAAUGGAGCUUUCGAUCACACGACCUGAUGACUGGCAUCUCCAUCUUCGUGAUGGGGAGCUUCUUGAAGCAGUUGCCCCCCACAGUUCACAACACUUUGGAAGAGCCAUAGUCAUGCCGAAUCUGAGACCUCCAAUCACCACCACUGCUGCAGCUAUAGCCUACCGACAAUCAAUUUUGAAUGCUCUGCCGAAAGACAGUGACUUCACUCCUUUGAUGACACUUUAUUUGACAGACACUACGAGCCCUAAUGAGAUUAAGUUAGCAAGAGAGAGUGGAGUUGUAUAUGCCGUGAAAUUAUAUCCUGCUGGUGCUACCACAAAUUCUCAAGAUGGUGUAACCGAUCUAUUCGGGAAGUGUUUACCUGUACUCGAGGAAAUGGUUCAGCAGAAUAUGCCUUUGUUGGUCCAUGGGGAGGUAACAAGUCCAGAUGUUGAUGUGUUUGACCGUGAAAAGCUGUUCAUUGAUGCAGUUCUCAGCCCCUUAAUUCAGAAGCUCCCCGGAUUGAAGGUUGUCAUGGAACACAUUACCACUAAGGAUGCCGUAGAUUUUGUUUUGUCUAGUGAUGAAAGAUUUGUUGCAGCAACAGUCACUCCGCAGCAUAUUGUUCUUAACAGGAAUUCCCUUUUUCAAGGAGGCCUGCAGCCUCAUAACUAUUGUCUUCCAGUACUGAAGAGAGAGAUACAUAGGCAGGCAAUAGCAUCAGCUGUUACAAGUGGAAGCAAAAGGUUUUUUCUUGGAACUGAUAGUGCUCCUCAUGAUAGAAGGAACAAGGAGUGUCCUUGUGGGUGUGCUGGAAUCUACAAUUCUCCUGUGGCCUUGUCAGUGUAUGCAAAGGUUUUUGAAGAGGCUGGUGCGCUGGACAAGCUGGAAGCCUUUACGAGCUUCAACGGACCAGACUUCUACGGUCUACCCAGAAACAGCUCGAAGAUAAGAUUGAGCAAGACCCCGUGGACAGUACCGCCAUCCUUUUCUUUCGGGUGGGGUGAGAUUGUUCCCAUGUUUGCCGGUCAAGUACUCGACUGGCUACCUUCUCCUCUCUAGGAUAACAAAUCUUUGAAUGAUCUAGAUGAUGUUUGUAGAGUCAUUACAUUAAACGAAGCUCAUUAUUUUGUUGGAAUUGCUGUUGAGUUGUUUCUUGAUUUGCAGAAUUAGAGUGUGUGAUUUCAAUUGAUAUGUGCACCUCAAAUCUGAGGUGUUGGCGUUGUAUUGAUUAAUUUUUGAGAAGUUAAAGCACGAAAUAUUCUGUAGUGAUCA